Trichobilharzia szidati is the source of this 551-nucleotide messenger RNA. NCBI's taxonomy places the organism in Eukaryota, Metazoa, Platyhelminthes, Trematoda, Strigeidida, Schistosomatidae. The record is from the annotation of a GenBank genome assembly.
AAAAUAUCAAACCCAACACAAAAAUACAAUGAAGUUCUCUGUAGUGUUUAUUUGUAUACUGCAGUUGAUACUAGUCACAUCACAAGAUACUUCUAUCACAGGGAAUGAAAACAACGAUGUCGUACAAUUUGGUCGAGGUGUCAUUGUAAUUGCUCCUGAUGUUACAACUAUGGUUGAGAUCACUGCAGAGACUACAACUAUGGUUAAGACCACUCCAGAGACUACAACUAUUGGCGAAACCACUCCAGAGACUACAAUUAUGAGUGGAACCACUUCUGAAGGUGCAACUGAAACUACAGUAAUAGCUUCGACGAUGGAUACUUCUACUUCAACGCAGAAACCAGAUGACUCGAAAGAUAACAGUGGUUUAGGAGCAGGAGUAAUUGUGGGAAUUGUAUUCGGCAGUCUUGCAGGACUUGCUGUUAUCGGUGCAAUAAUCUACUUUGUUCGACGGUGGAUAUUGUCCAGAUAAUAUGUGGUGUUUCCGAUUUUGUCCCAUAAUAAUAAUAAUGGUUGAUGACUUAUGUAUUUUAUUUUGUGAUAUUUUGAUU